UCUUCAACUCUCACCCUUCAUUUCUUCGUCUUCUCCGUCUCUCUCUGCUACCGUGAAUCCAUUGGUCUAUGUUGUCCUGAAUCUAUUCUACCAUUUGCUAUUAAUCCUAACGAAAAUCGAUUUUUUUUGUUGUAUUCCCUUGUUGUUUCUUCCUUGGUGGAUUGCUCUCCCCCCUUUCCCCUUCCCCCUUUGCCCUCUGUUUCAAGGGAAGGAAAGGGAUUCUGCAAAUUCUCGCCCACCUCCUCCCUUUUCUCGCCUUUUGGGCUGCUCUUGUUUCUGAGAAUGGUGGGUGCAAAUGCCAUAAAAUCGCAGAGCUCCUCAAGGGUGGCUUUGGGUCGUCUCUGAAAGAGUUCUAUUGAUUGGCGGUGUUUUGCAUCCAUCAUUCACGGGUUGCCUGCUUUUUCUAGCGGUUUUCAUCGCCCUGCUUCGUGGAAAUUCGAUCCAAAGGGACGAACUAGUUAAACUUUCUGGGUUUUGUUGGAGGUAGGUUAUGUGAGUGAUGGUUUCAACUACAAUUCUGAGAUUUGUUUCGAGUUGCUGGAGGCCAGUUGUUGACGGGGAAUCGAUCAAGAGAGUCGGAGAUGCAAGUACAGGUCGCGUUGAUGGAUUGCUGUGGUACAAAGAUUUCGGGCGACAUGUAAAUGGGGAAUUCUCCAUGGCAGUGAUUCAAGCAAACAAUCUGCUGGAAGAUCAGAGCCAACUCGAAUCCGGGCCUUUGAGUUCGGUCGAAUCGGGACCUCGUGGUACAUUUGUGGGAGUCUAUGAUGGUCAUGGAGGUCCAGAAGCUGCCCGAUUCGUCAACGAGCGCCUUUUCGAAAAUAUUAAGAUGUCCCAUAACACAGAGUUUACAUCCGAGGGUCGUGGAAUGUCUAGCGAUGUCAUCACCAAGGCGUUCUUGACUACGGACGAGGAGUUCCUUGGUCUGGUGAAGAGCCAAUGGCUAAACAAGCCACAAAUUGCUUCUGUGGGAGCAUGUUGUUUGGUAGGGGUAGUAUGUAGUGGACUUCUAUACAUUGCCAACGCGGGCGAUUCUCGGGUGGUAUUAGGAAGGAUCGAAAAGACGACGAAGCAACAGGAGGAAGUUAAGGCCGUUCAGUUAUCUUCAGAACACAACGCGAGUAUGGAAUCUGUGAGAGAGGAGUUGCGACAGUUGCAUCCCGAUGAUCCUCAGAUUGUGGUGCCUAAGCACAAUGUUUGGCGUGUCAAGGGGAUAAUCCAGGUUUCAAGAUCUCUAGGAGAUGCUUACUUGAAAAGAGCAGAGUUCAAUCGUGAACCUUUAUUGGCAAAAUUCAGAUUAUCUCAAUCAUUUGAAAAGCCAAUCUUACUAGCGGAGCCAACAAUCGAAGUGCAUAAACUAACUCCCGAAGAUCAGUUUCUAAUAUUUGCAUCAGACGGCUUGUGGGAGCACCUGACCAAUCAAGAAGCAGUCGACAUUGUACACAAUUCUCAUCGCAAUGGUGUGGCAAGGAAGCUCUUAAAGGCGGCACUACAAGAAGCAGCGAAAAAGAGGGAAAUGAGAUACUCGGAUUUGGAAAAGAUCGACCGUGGUGUGAGGAGACAUUUCCAUGAUGACAUUACAAUCAUAGUUUUGUUUCUGGAUUCAAAUACGAUAAGCCGCAGCACGUCCAGAAAUCCACGUGUCUCAAUACGAGGGGGAGGUGUGCCAUCCUGGGUAUAGCUCCAAUGUUUAGUUCCCGCGAGUUCGACUACCGUGUAUAUGCCCCUUGGUGCGGCGAGGGUUAGGAUGGGGGAUCGGGAGAUGAGAAGAAACGAGAGGGUACUAUCGAAGAGUACUUAGCACUUGGAGUAAAAUAAGAUAACCUAUUUUGUGCAAUUUUCCCUUUUUAUUAACAAGGAAUUGAGGGGGUGUCUCAAGAACCCUUCGAUUGUAUAGAAAAUUCAGAAAAAGGAAGAAAUGAAAAACACAAAAAAAAAAAGAAUUUUCAGUCCACUUCAGUUCAUUGUCAUGUGAUCAACCAUCAAUGAGUUUUUUUCUCCGACAAAUUUACUUGUAUUGCACGAGAUACAUGUUUGAAAGGUUCAAUAAUCAAGAAGUAAAGUCAAUACACCUGAACAAG
Messenger RNA from Linum tenue, 2078 nucleotides. The record is from the annotation of a GenBank genome assembly. NCBI's taxonomy places the organism in Eukaryota, Viridiplantae, Streptophyta, Magnoliopsida, Malpighiales, Linaceae.